Fusarium venenatum is the source of this 1110-nucleotide messenger RNA. RefSeq lists its product as uncharacterized. Lineage: Eukaryota; Fungi; Ascomycota; Sordariomycetes; Hypocreales; Nectriaceae. The record is from RefSeq and is a predicted model, not a curated record.
AUGAACAAGCUCUCUCUUGCUCUGGCUCUGGCCACCACUGCCAACGCCGCUUGGAUUCCUAUCGGGCACGGCCCAUCCAGCAACGACAACACUGUUCCUACUGGCACUGUUGCAAUCGCCAUUCCCACCAUCGCGGAUCCUGAUGCAAUUCGCCCCACUGGCAGUGUUCCCAUUGCUAUCCCUACUAUCAUCGUUUCUGAGGACCUCACCGUGACCUACCAGAAGCCUGAUAACUCUCUUCUUACUCCAACUGAAGAUGUCACCAUGACCUACCAGAAGCCUGAUAACUCUCUCAUUACUGUCACUGAGGAUAUCACCAGGACCUACCAGACGCCUGACAACUCUCUUCUUACUCCAACUGAAGAUGUCACCAAGACCUUUGAGCGACCCGUUCCUCCUAUUUAUACCCUCUCUACUAAGACUUACGAGAAGCCAGCUCCUCCUAUUUACACCCUCUCUACUAAGACCUACGAGGCACCAAUCAGGACUGUCACCUCUGUCAUCCAUGUGCCUGGACCUUGCAACACAAACUCAUGCCAUCCAAGCUACACCACUAAGACGGUUGUUGCUCCCGUUCCCUCUAGCACCAGCGGAUGCAGCCCCGUUCGUCCCAGCCUGUGUCCUCCAGUUCUUUUGCCUCAUCCCAUCCCCUCUCAUGUUCAUCGACCUCCCGUGCCCGCCCCCACUGGCCACGAGAAGCCCUCUUUCCCCAACACCACUUAUCCCGAUCCUCGACCUAUUGACGGCAAGUUCUGGUCAAUCAAGAACAUGACCCGAUACUGUGGUGAAGACGAGAAGGGUUGCGACUACAACUUUGCCAUUGAGGCUGACGGCAAGACUGAGAACUGCACCAUUGUCCGCCAUCCUGGAUCCGAUGCUGCUACCGAGAGCUGGACCAACGUGCCUUGCAACGACAAGUCUGAGUUCACUGUUUCUUGGGGUUAUGUCACUGAGCCCGCGCCCGCCUUUGCUGUUGUUACCGUGGUCAAGGGCAAGAUCCUUGCAUGGUUUGGUGUUGCUGAUAUCAAUGGCCAGAAGGUUACUGCUUCCAAUCCCUUCGGCUCUGGACAUUAUGGCAACCUUGGACCUGACCAGGUCUACACUUAUUAA